Messenger RNA from Sphenostylis stenocarpa, 702 nucleotides. NCBI's taxonomy places the organism in Eukaryota, Viridiplantae, Streptophyta, Magnoliopsida, Fabales, Fabaceae. The record is from the annotation of a GenBank genome assembly.
AUGGAGGAUCAGAAAAAUGAGUCACCUUUAUACUACCCUCUUGACGAUUUCACGUCCAAAAGCACCUACGCUGCUGCCACUACUUUCUUUGCAUUUCUUGGCGAAUGGAUGAUCUUGUUCAUCACCUUUUCAAUAGCCUUGUUCUUCAUUCCCCUCACCCCUUCCUUCACUCUCCACUCAGCCUCCACUUCCGUUCUCAAAGCCACACCCCAAAGCGACUUCACAGCCAACUUGGGUGUGAGUUUCUUCGUGGACAACACCAACUCUUUAGGUGGCACCAUCAACUACGCUUCUUUCAAUGCCUCACUCUUCCACCGCCGACAGAGACUCUCGAGUUUCUCUCUCCAACAAGACACACUACCAACAACACUACAAGCCAAGUUUCACAAUGUGUCUUUGGCAAUUGAUGAAUGGGGUGGUUCUGUUGGAGCAUCAUCGUGUGGUUUUGCGUACUUGGACUUGUGGUUCAGCGUUGAUGUUGAGAGGGACAAGCUGCAAGGUCAUUGUGGUCAGGUGAAGUUUGAACUUUGUAGUUCCUAUGGUGCCACCAAUGUUGCACCAUCGUUUCUUGCAUCGUGUGAUGUUUACAGUGCCUUGGUGCACAAGAUUAGGCUUGGUGUGUUGCUGUUUUUGAUCCUUCUUCUUGUGAGUGCAGCGCCAGUUCCACUCCUCGUUGAGCAAUUCCUUUGCUUUGAAUCUUGA